Molecule: messenger RNA, 2470 nt
Organism: Ctenopharyngodon idella (grass carp)
Lineage: Eukaryota; Metazoa; Chordata; Actinopteri; Cypriniformes; Xenocyprididae
Gene: zic1
Product: zic family member 1 (odd-paired homolog, Drosophila)
Exons: 3
Coding region: 250-1581 (443 amino acids)
Biological process (GO): central nervous system development; regulation of transcription by RNA polymerase II
Cellular component (GO): nucleus
Molecular function (GO): DNA-binding transcription factor activity, RNA polymerase II-specific; RNA polymerase II cis-regulatory region sequence-specific DNA binding
Source: RefSeq, a predicted model, not a curated record
CAGUCUGAAGCUCACCGCCUGACUGAGGAGGUGAAAGUUGCGCCACAGGAAGAUAAACCGCAAAAGACAAUAUUGCACAUGAUUUGCGUGUGCAUCGGAUGAGCAGGAGAGGGAAAUUCCUCUCUACCAAAAGUAAAUAGGAAUAGGGGAUCGGAGUUUGCCUUGCACAGACUUAAGUCAGAGAAAUAGCAAGCAGAGACAGUUGCUAGAGAUUCUUCCUCUCUCAGUCUCCACCGCUGCAGACUGAAGAUGCUCUUGGACGCAGGACCACAGUAUCCCACCAUUGGAGUGACUACUUUCGGCUCCACCAGACAUCACUCAACAGGCGAAGUUACAGACAGAGAAGUGGCUUUGGGUAUCAAUCCGUUCGCCGACGGUAUGGGCGCUUUUAAAAUCAACCACAGCUCCCACGAUCUUGGCUCUGGGCAAACGGCGUUUUCCUCGCAAGCGCCCGGCUACGCCGCCGCCGCUGCCCUGGGACACCAUCAUCACCCCACUCAUGUCAGCUCGUACUCCACCGCCGCCUUCAACUCCACUCGGGACUUUCUCUUUCGCAACCGGGGCUUCGGAGACGCCACGAGCGCGCAGCACAGCCUCUUCGCCUCCGCCGCUGGAAGUUUCGCCGGGCCACAUGGACACUCCGACGCCGCUGGGCACCUGCUCUUCCCGGGACUGCACGAGCAAGCGGCCACGCACGCGUCCUCCAACGUGGUGAACAGUCAGAUGCGCCUGGGCUUUUCCGGGGACAUGUACGGGAGGGCCGAGCAAUACGGUCACGUAGCGAGUCCGAGGUCCGAGCACUACGCCUCGACUCAGUUGCACGGCUAUGGCCCCAUGAACAUGAAUAUGGCUGCUCAUCACGGGGCAGGGGCCUUCUUUCGGUACAUGCGACAGCCCAUAAAGCAAGAGCUCAUCUGCAAAUGGGUCGAACCCGAGCAGCUGACGAAUCCGAAAAAGUCCUGCAACAAAACUUUCAGCACCAUGCACGAGCUUGUGACCCACCUGACGGUGGAGCACGUUGGGGGACCAGAGCAGUCGAAUCACGUUUGCUUUUGGGAAGAGUGUUCCCGGGAAGGGAAACCGUUUAAAGCAAAGUAUAAACUUGUGAAUCAUAUCCGAGUGCACACCGGAGAGAAACCGUUUCCGUGUCCAUUCCCCGGCUGUGGAAAAGUAUUUGCCCGAUCGGAAAAUCUGAAAAUCCAUAAAAGAACACACACCGGUGAAAAACCUUUCAAGUGUGAGUUUGACGGCUGUGACAGGCGCUUUGCGAACAGCAGUGAUCGUAAGAAACACAUGCACGUCCAUACCUCUGACAAACCAUAUCUCUGCAAAAUGUGUGACAAAUCCUACACACAUCCCAGCUCCCUCCGGAAACACAUGAAGGUUCACGAGUCAUCGUCUCAAGGAUCACAACCCUCCCCGGCAGCGAGCUCCGGCUACGAGUCCUCCACGCCGCCCACCAUCGUGUCCCCUUCCACAGAAAACCAGAGCAGCAGUUCCAUAUCACCAGCAUCAUCCACAGUUCACCACACGAGCAGCCACAGCACCCUUUCGUCAAAUUUUAAUGAAUGGUACGUGUAAAUAUUUUCAAAAAGACUGCAGAAUUAAGACUGCUUUGGAAAUCAAGACUCAAAAGUCAGCCUAUUCUCGCGUGGACCUACAUACACACACAAUGUGAAGAAUCUGAAAGGUUUUCUGCUGUCUAGAGAGAGCAGUGCAUGGACGGGGUGUGCAACGCUCUUGACAGCCUUUUCCCGAUUUUUGUCCUCCAUUUUCUUCCUUUUUUUUCAUAUAUUUUUUUUUUCUCUCGGAAGACUGCACAGAGAACUUCAAUUGCAUGCUACCAGCAGGUCACAGCCUGUUUUGUUUUGUACAUAAAGAUUCACCUAGUUUAAAAUGUAAUAUUUUAUUUUGUAAAUAGUCAUAAUACAGUUUAAGGGAAUUUGUGAAAAAAUGUGGUCCCUAGAUAUAUGGAAAAUGAGAUGGUUUUACGAAUAUUGCGAUGAAUAGUCUUGACUGAAAAGAAUGUUAUAGUUUAUGUGUACCAAAUGUGAAUUACCCAGUAUUACCACAGUCUACACGUUUACCUAACCGAUUAGUAUUAAUGUGCUUUUGUAUCCAGUGCAACAUUUCGUCUCCAGUCCAGUCUGAGUAGCACACAGUUGUUGUUAUUUAAUGUCAUGUCGAUAAACCGUGUAGUGAAAGCCUGAAGCUCCGUGUCAAUCUUGUUUAUGUAAGUGAUAAAAUAUAAAACUAUCUGUCUAUUGCAUUGGCAAUUGCAAGAAUUAUUACUUGUAUAUAACUCAAUUUUCCAUAUUUAUCCGCAUGUAAAGGACCGGUAACACAUGUUAGAGAUAAUCGGUAUUUAUGGAAAAUGCGUUCGUAGGGUAUGUAAAAUUUAGUUUACAAAAUAAUGUUUGGUUACUUUUCGUACAAUAUUAAAGAAUUAAACGUACAACAAAAAACAAAA